Alexandromys fortis (reed vole) is the source of this 3055-nucleotide messenger RNA. It is a transcript of the gene Muc15, whose product is annotated as mucin 15, cell surface associated. The coding region runs from base 229 to 1212 and encodes 327 amino acids. The transcript is spliced from 4 exons. NCBI's taxonomy places the organism in Eukaryota, Metazoa, Chordata, Mammalia, Rodentia, Cricetidae. The record is from RefSeq and is a predicted model, not a curated record.
UACACAAGGAGGAUACUACCAGCCAGGCAGCCAACCCCACCUAAUUUUGUGUCUCUCGCAUCUGCCUGUGUCCUGUUCGGUGCCACACGGUCACACUUAACCCACCUGCUCUUUCAAGCGCUUAGGACUCAUUCCACCCAGGCCAACUUGAUAUUUUAUUUCCCGUCUGUAAACACCUGUUACGUCUGGAGAUUCCUCAUACUAAAACCAGUACCAAAGAAGACUGCAAUGUUGACCUUAGCCAAAAUUGUGUUGAUUUCAAGUCUAUUCAUUUGGUUACCAUUUGCAAGGCCUGAGAAAAAGAAUCCAGGAAGAAAUGUAACUCAGUACACCACAGAAGAUUUAAAAACAGCGGGAAACCAAUCCAUUCCUUUGGAAAGAAGGACAAAUGUGACUUCAGAGAAUGACAAUAGUAAUACCUCCAAACCCACGGUGACAGAUGCCUCUGUUUUGGAUUUACCCACGACCUACGAAACAAUACAUUCUACCAGUAACUGGCCAACAGCUAGUUCUACUGAGGGCCCAAGACCCACCUCCACAUAUUCCAUCCCUCCCUUGACUCAUAGGUUCGUUUCCAAGUUGCCUUUGAACUCAUCCACAGCAGAUUUCUCAGCACAUUCCGAUCCUACGCAUUCUGCACCAUCAGAAAGUUUCACCUGGUCUCUGGACAAUGACACCAUGAACAUUCCUGACAAUAUUUCCAGUACAGACAACAUUCUCCCUCUGCCUCCGAUGACUACACCUGUGACCCCUCUGACAGAUGAACCUACUGGAUGGCCUGCCACAGACAAUGACAACUUUGCUGGUUUUACCAUGUAUCAAGAAAAAACAACUUUACAGCCUACCUUAAAAUUCACCAAUAAUUCAAAAUUUUUUUCCAAUACAUCAGACUCCCCAAAAGAGCAUAAGAAUACAGGAAUAGUAUUCGGAGGCAUUUUAGGGGCAAUUUUGGGUGCAUCCCUGCUUAGCCUUGUAGGCUACUUAUUGUGUGGACAACGGAAGACAGAUUCGUUUUCCCAUCGGCGACUUUAUGAUGACAGAAAUGAACCAGUCCUGCGAUUAGACAAUGCACCAGAACCUUAUGAUGUCAAUUUUGGAAAUUCUAGUUACUACAACUCAGCUGUGAGUGAUGCAUCCAUGCCAGAAGGCAGAGAAAGUAUACAAGAUGGCAUUCCCAUGGAUGAUAUACCUCCACUUCGAACCUCAAUGUAAAGAAAGCUAGGAGAAGAAUGGCUGCAGAGGGCAAGAAUUCAUCUUUAUCUUGACCUUUUAAUAAAUCCAUCUUUCAAGAGGCUCUGCGUCAUCACUGCUUGGCCAUCUGCACAGAGAGAGCUGCACAAUCAGGAGCUGUGCAGUGGAAACAGUGGAUACAUCACCUAAAAGCUCUCUCUCCUUACAGUCUUCAGCGGGGCUGAAGCAUGCGUUAUAUAAUCAUACUUUGUGUUUUGGUUUGUUUCUCUAGGAAACCUUUGUGGAAUAAGGUAAAAUUAAUACACAUCACCAUGGUAGCACUGACUGGAAACUUAAUAAUAACCAUUCUUCACACAAAAUCUAGGGACCAAAACUGCAUUUUCUUCAAAUAUUUUGUGUUUAAACCAGAAAUUGAAGUUAACUCUUCACUACUCUUGUCUGUAAUCUAGGACCACAAACCAAAUAAGCAUUUUCUUGGUGCAUAAUUUGAAUGGUUAUUAAUGUUUGUUUGUUUAUUUCAAAGCCAGAAAUAUGAUAUAGUAGAGUUUCUGAUCCUUAGGAAUAAGGCAUUAAGAAUGAAAGCAUUGUUAUCUUAUAAUACAUUUCACUUUUAUACAAUAGCACACACAUGGUCAGUUCCUUUGGUUGACCAGUUGACAAUGAAUGCAUUCAUCUGGGCCAGCAGGCAAAAUGAUUCUAGCCAGGAAAGCGAUAGCUUCCCCAAGCGUUCUUAAAGUCCUUAAAGCAAUUCCAACUUGGAUGAGUACACAUCAGGUUUCAGUUAAUUAGGCUUUUUAGAUUCUCAAUGAGAAACAGGAGGAAAAGGCUAAAGAAUAUACUUACUCAUAAUUUCUCUGAUUUUAACUUGCUAGCUAAGAAUAGAAGUUGCAAUAUAUUAUACGUUUUUGUUCAGUCAUAUGUGAAACAAUCUGUCUUUCUGUAGGUAUGGAAUACAGGGCAAAACAAGUAAAAUCAUCAAGCAAACUCAUCACCACUUCUUGUAUCAGUAAGAAUGUAAGAGACUCAAUUUUGAUUUUAAGUGUGUUUUAGUUUGUCUUUGAAGGUCUAAGCCUCAGAGAUUAGAGGAUUAAAUAAGAGUUACAUUCCCAAGGAGUGAAUGUAUGAAGAGGCCAAGCAAAGCAAGCACCAUCUUUAGAGAUUUUAUUGCUGAAUCAAUAUUUGGUGUGAGUGUCACUUACAUGUGCACAUCUGUGUAUGUGUGUGUGCGACAUGCGCUCGUGUACAUAUGUGUAUGCAGCACAGAAAUAUUGUUAGAAAGUCCGAGUUGGAAAAUGAAUAAUGAAAGAAAAUACUUACCCCAUAUUGCCAUAAAAAUAGCAAAGAAGACUGUUCCUCCGUUAUCAAACAAAUAUGUUACCUUAAUAGAAAAAAUAGAAACAUUAAUCAUACUAAAGACUGUACUAAAAUAGAAGUUAUUGCUUGCAUUAGGUACUGUGAUUUCUCCCCAGUUUCUACCACAUUAUAUAAUCUAUUAAUCUAUUCAUCUGCGAUCUUCACUGGUCCUUCAAUAGUUUAUGUAAUUUCCUCAUGGGCAGAGAUAAAGAAACAGAUUAUUUUUCUAUUGUCUUCCCGCUCAUUCCUUUGUACCCCACCUUUAUUUUAGGUUUGAAGUGUUUCUAGAUCCUCAAAGAAGCCAUUUUAUACCAUAGUCAAACAACUUAACACUGUGAAACAUAAAAUAUUAGUGUGUAAGUUAAAACGUUACAAGUUUCCAGAAUGGAGAAGACAGAAAUCUGGUAGUGAGCAAACUUCUUCAAUUGAAUUCUGCUAUGGUACGGUUCCUGAUCUUUCAUGUCCUUCAAAAUGCCAUGGGUCCAGUAUUGAUUUAUUUCAUGUAAAGAGU